CAACCGCCGCCCGGCCGGCGGUCAGCUGACGGCGCCCGGCAGGCCGCGAACAUGGCGGCCGAGAUCCACUCCAGGCCGCAGAGCAGCCGCCCGGUGCUGCUGAGCAAGAUUGAGGGCCACCAGGACGCCGUCACGGCCGCGCUGCUCAUCCCCAAGGAGGACGGCGUCAUCACGGCCAGCGAGGACAGGACCCUCCGUGUAUGGCUGAAAAGAGACAGUGGCCAGUACUGGCCCAGCAUUUACCACACCACAGCCUCUCCUUGUUCUGCCAUGGCGUAUCAUCACGACAGCAGGCGGAUAUUUGUGGGCCAGGAUAACGGGGCCGUGAUGGAAUUUCAUGUUUCUGAAGAUUUUAAUAAAAUGAACUUCAUCAAGACCUAUCCAGCUCAUCAGAACAGGGUGUCUGCCAUCAUCUUCAGCAUGGCCACGGAGUGGGUGAUCAGCACUGGCCACGACAAGUGUGUGAGCUGGAUGUGCUCGCGGAGCGGGAGCAUGCUGGGGCGGCACGUCUUCUCCUCCUGGGCCUCGUGUCUGCAGUACGAUUUUGAUACUCAGUAUGCGUUUGUUGGUGAUUAUUCUGGACAGAUCACCCUGCUGAAACUCGAGCAGAGCACGUGCACAGUCAUCACCACCCUCAAAGGACACGAAGGUAGUGUUGCCUGCCUCUGGUGGGACCCGAUUCAGCGGUUACUCUUCUCAGGAGCAUCCGACAACAGCAUCAUCAUGUGGGACAUCGGAGGCAGGAAAGGCCGGACGCUUUUGCUUCAGGGCCACCAUGACAGGGUGCAGUCACUGUGUUACCUUCAGCUCACCAGGCUGCUUGUCUCCUGCUCCUCGGAUGGUGGGAUUGCAGUGUGGAACAUGGACGUCAGCAGAGAAGAGGCUCCUCAGUGGUUGGAAAGCGACUCCUGUCAGAAAUGUGAGCAGCCCUUUUUCUGGAAUAUAAAGCAGAUGUGGGACACAAAGACCCUGGGGCUGAGACAACAUCACUGCCGGAAGUGCGGGCAGGCCGUGUGUGGCAAGUGCAGCAGCAAGCGCUCCAGCUAUCCGGUCAUGGGCUUCGAGUUCCAGGUCCGUGUGUGCGACGCGUGCUACGACUCCAUCAAGGACGAGGAGUGAGUGCUC
Molecule: messenger RNA, 1125 nt
Organism: Octodon degus (degu)
Lineage: Eukaryota; Metazoa; Chordata; Mammalia; Rodentia; Octodontidae
Gene: Wdfy1
Product: WD repeat and FYVE domain containing 1
Exons: 10
Coding region: 52-1119 (355 amino acids)
Molecular function (GO): protein binding; metal ion binding
Source: RefSeq, a predicted model, not a curated record